This is a messenger RNA of Dromiciops gliroides (monito del monte), 945 nucleotides long. Its product is annotated as olfactory receptor 5D13-like. Gene Ontology annotation, cellular component: membrane. Bases 1 to 945 code for a protein of 314 amino acids. NCBI's taxonomy places the organism in Eukaryota, Metazoa, Chordata, Mammalia, Microbiotheria, Microbiotheriidae. The transcript has a single exon. Gene Ontology annotation, molecular function: G protein-coupled receptor activity; odorant binding; olfactory receptor activity. The record is from RefSeq and is a predicted model, not a curated record. Gene Ontology annotation, biological process: sensory perception of smell; G protein-coupled receptor signaling pathway.
AUGGUGAGCACUGACAAGAAUCAAAGUACUGCCAUCGUGUUCAUCCUCUUAGGAUUCUCCGAGUAUCCAGAGAUUGAGGUGCCCCUUUUUCUACUGUUUCUCAUCAUCUAUGUAGUCUCUGUUUUGGGGAAUGUGGGCAUGAUUGUGAUCAUCAGGAUCAACCCCAAACUCCACACCCCCAUGUACUUUUUCCUCAAGCACUUGUCCUUUGUGGAUUUCUGUUACACCACUAUUGCUACACCAAAACUGCUAGAAAACUUAAUUGUGGAAGACAGAAGUGUCUCCAUCAAACUCUGUGUCACACAGUUUCACUUUGGGUCUACCUGUGUGAUAACAGAGAUGGUCAUGUUGGCUGUGAUGGCCUAUGAUCGCUUUGUUGCUAUAUGUUAUCCUUUAAUCUAUACCAUUGUCAUAUCCCCAAAACGCUGUGCCCUGCUAGUGACUGUGGCAUAUGCAAGUGGCAUAAUUUCAACUAGUAUACUCACCUACUCAAUUUUUAUAUUGUCAUUUUGUGAGACCAAAAUAAUCAAUAACUUUUUAUGUGAAUAUUCUGUCUUCCUUGAUGCUUCCUGCUCUGAUAUACACUUCAGUGAGACAAUACUUUUUGUCAUUGCAAAUCUCAGUGCAUUUUGUACUCUCAUCAUCAUUCUUACAUCCUACCUUUUUAUUUUUAUCACUAUCCUCAAAAUGCAUUCAGCCAGUGGAAGGAACAAAGCUUUCUCCACUUGUGGCUCCCACAUGACAGCUGUCACCAUAUUUUAUGGGAGCAUCUUCUUUCUCUAUUGUAUUCCCAGUUUCCAGUCCUCAAAACUUGUUGUCAAAGUGGGAUCUGUUUUUUAUACUGUGGUGAUUCCUAUGCUAAAUCCCUUAAUAUACAGUCUACGGAACAAAGAUGUGAUUGAAACCUUCAAGAAAUUAAUGCAUUUCAAAGUCAUUUCUCAGUAA